Papilio machaon (common yellow swallowtail) is the source of this 2522-nucleotide messenger RNA. It is a transcript of the gene rt, whose product is annotated as protein O-mannosyltransferase 1. The transcript has 9 exons. NCBI's taxonomy places the organism in Eukaryota, Metazoa, Arthropoda, Insecta, Lepidoptera, Papilionidae. The coding region runs from base 151 to 2493 and encodes 780 amino acids. Gene Ontology annotation, biological process: protein O-linked glycosylation via mannose. Gene Ontology annotation, cellular component: endoplasmic reticulum; membrane. Gene Ontology annotation, molecular function: dolichyl-phosphate-mannose-protein mannosyltransferase activity. The record is from RefSeq and is a predicted model, not a curated record.
GUUCUUGUCAAACGCCAAAAUUUGAAAGUUGUAAAAUGCAAAUGUACAGUUAUGUUACAAUUUUUUUAUUUUAAUUUUGUUGACACUAUUUAAGCUGUUUGUUUUAUUUUAAGUUAAAGUAAAUUACGCAGGAAAAUUCGAAAUUGCGGAAUGGAUAUAGACAAAAGCGUACGAAAACGUAAAGAUAGAAAAAAAUCUAUUGAGGUCAAUGAACUAGGAGAAAAGUUUUUAAAAGAGCCACCUGAACUAGCAAGUAGAGAACUUGUCGAUGGGACAGUUACGGAAAACAAUAUCGAACCCUCUACAUUAUUAACUGCAGGCAGUGCCAAAAGCUCUCAAAACUCUCCAAAAGGCUUUUACUUAAAGUUUGAAAUCGAUAUAGUGUUUUUAUUGUUAUUGGGACUUGCACUAUGGACUCGUACAUACAACUUAGAGGAGCCCCAUUACAUUGUAUUUGAUGAAUUACAUUAUGGCAGAUAUGUAUCACUAUAUACUAAGGGAAUAUUCUUUUUUGAUGCUCACCCACCACUUGGUAAACAAUUAUUAUAUUUGGCGGGUCGGCUUGGAGGCUACAAUGGAAAUUUCACCUUUGACAGAAUAGGGUCCCCCUAUACAGAUUCCGUGCCUAUUAGAGCAUUACGAAUGAUUCCUGCUAUUAGUGGUAGUCUGCUUGUGGGCAUUACUUACCAAUUGAUGUUAGAAAUUUCAUCAUAUCAAUGGACAGCCAUACUUGCAGCUCUUUUAGUUCUAUUUGAGAAUUGUUUUCUGACGCAAUCAAGGUUUAUGUUGUUGGAGAGUAUUCAAUUAUUAUUUGGUUUAUGUGGAAUUUAUUGUGUAAUCAAAAGCACUACUAAGACUGGCCCUACGUCUGUACUAUGGCUUUGUGUUGGUGCUCUUUCCCUUGGAUGUUGUUUUUCAGUCAAAUAUUCAGGCAUUUAUACAUAUUAUUUAGCACUAUUUUUAGUUGGAAGACAAAUGUGGCAAAGAAUUAGUUAUACUGAGUCCACAUUGCGUCUUGCCCUGUCUAUAAUUUGGCGAUCAUUUGUAUUAGUAACAUUACCACUCAUAGUAUACAUAGGUGUAUUUUAUGCACAUUUGGCAAUGUUACCAAAAGCUGGGCCACAUGAUAGUGUGAUGACGAGUGCAUUUCAAGCCUCACUCCAAGGAGGACUUGCAAGCAUAACGAAGGGACAGCCUCUUCAUGUUUCACAUGGAUCUCAAAUAACUUUAAGGCACUCUCAUGGUCGGACGUGUUGGCUACAUUCACACGCUCAUGUCUACCCGGUGCGUUAUACCGACGGCCGAGGCUCUUCGCAUCAACAGCAAGUCACCUGCUACAGUUUCAAAGAUGUGAAUAACUGGUGGAUAGUGAAGAGACCAGAGCAGGCCUCGCUGGCAGUCACCAACCCGCCGGACGCCAUUCGACACGGCGACGUGGUGCAACUAUUGCAUGGGAUCACCAGUCGUGCAUUGAACUCACAUGACGUCGCCGCACCUGUUUCGCCACAAUCACAGGAAGUGUCUUGCUACAUUGACUAUAAUGUGUCAAUGCCAGCUCAGAACCUGUGGCGAGUUGAGAUUGUGAACCGAGACAACGAGGAGGCGACUUGGGACAGCAUCAGGUCCCUCGUGCGACUCAUACACGUGGAUUCAGGCUCGGCGCUACGGUUCAGUGGGAGACAGCUGCCUUCAUGGGGCUUCCACCAGCACGAAGUCGUCGCAGAUAAAGUUGUGACGCAUCAGGACACUAUAUGGAAUGUUGAAGAACAUCGAUACACAAAAGCGGAAGACAGACGGGAACGGGAACGGGAGCUUGUAUCGGCGGAAAUGAUUCCAACGGCGGUGACACAACUGUCGUUUUGGGCCAAGUUCAUGGAGCUGCAGUACAAGAUGAUAGCGCAUGCGCCCGACGCGCCCAGCGGUCAUAUGUUCGCCAGCGAGCCCACCGAGUGGCCACUUCUCUCCAGAUCCAUUGCUUACUGGUUAUCGCCGCAUUCUAAUGCGCAGAUUCACUUGAUCGGGAACAUCGUGACGUGGUAUGCGGGAACAUUGUCGGUUUUACUAUACAGCGCCUUUCUCGCGUUUUAUGCUAUAAGACAGCGACGUAUGUGCGAAGAUUUGCCAUUACAAGCUUCUCAUCAAUUUUACAACGCCGGAUGCAUUCUUUUCUUAGGAUACUGGCUCCAUUACCUGCCAUAUUUCUUUGUGGAUCGUACUCUGUUUUUACACCACUACUUACCUGCCUAUAUGUUUAAAAUAUUACUGCUAGCAUAUGUAAUUGACCAUUUAUAUUUAGUAUUACAAUUGAGAGAAAAAACACGUGUAUUUACCAAUGUAUUCAUUAUAGGCAUAACGGUUUGGCUAUCAUAUGUUUUGCUCACUUUUAUCAAAUUUAGUGUUCUCAGUUAUGGCAACACUGAUUUAAAUGAAAAUGACCUUAUGAAUCUCAGAUGGAAAGAUACUUGGGACUUUAUACUUCACAAGCGAGGUUGACUUCUAUAUUUAAUAAUUUAUAAGCUAAC